GUUAUGCGGGACCAUUUGCAGAUCAAGGUUACUGAUGAACGUAGACAAGUCCACGACGAGGAUGGAUUUGCAGAUGAAGAGAGCGAUAGCGGAGGCUCUGGGCUAGAGCACGGUGACGCUUGGGCAGGGGAGAGUCAGCACUCACUCGACCUUCAGAAAGGGAGCGGGCGAGCUUUAUCGCGAGAAGCAGAGCCAGUUCUGCUAUCGAAUACCGCUUGCUUUGGCUUGAGUGCAGCAGCGAACGACGCUCAUGCGGAUAGCCGUGGUAGCCAUGUUAGGGCGCUACCAGCAAGCGACUCUGUGGCGCAAAGAAGAAACAAACUCGAUGACAUCCCGGACGAGGAAAAGCAGGGUCGUCGCAGAGCUCCAUCGACCACCUCUUCGUUUCUUUAUUACCGUAUCGGGCCGAUGUUUUGGUACGAUACCGCUCAAGACUUGUCAUCUGCGCGAGCCGCCCCUGUGCGCAGAUCCCUUGACUUGCGGAUUGCUGAUUUUGUGUCCACGACCUACCUACGAGGCCAGCGACUGGUGCCGGUGAAGAGCUUCCCAGAUGCGUAUCAGCCGGCCGGCGUUCUGGUGCAAGUUGCACAGGCUGGGUACAUUGUCUGCCUUCCCGGAAGCCUGUUCGUUUUCUUCACGUUCCUGUCACUUUGGGCAAGCAACCUGCAAACAACUGAUGACCGACGAACCACUCAGGGGCUCUCUUCAUCACCAAGAGAUGAACGUGAUGGCUCUCUGAACGAAGAUGCAAUUGUGAUGGGCGUGUUGCUCAACCUACUUCCACUGCUGCUUCUCCUGUUCGAUUCGCAUUUGAACGAGCAGCCGUUGAAGCUGCAACACUGGCUGUACUACUUGCUGUUUUUCAUGAAGUACUUGGCGUUCGUCGUGGUCUGCUUCAUUUUCGAUCUGCGCGCACCCUGCGAUUGCUGCGCGGGUUCCCCGGAGAUGGCAGCACAGUGUCGCGACCACCAGGUCUUUCCGCCUGGCUGCCGCGCGAUGAACGAGGAGGAGCAGGCGACGUACGGGG
This is a messenger RNA of Amoebophrya sp. A120, 1027 nucleotides long. The record is from the annotation of a GenBank genome assembly. NCBI's taxonomy places the organism in Eukaryota, Dinophyceae, Syndiniales, Amoebophryaceae.